Molecule: messenger RNA, 1170 nt
Organism: Fopius arisanus
Lineage: Eukaryota; Metazoa; Arthropoda; Insecta; Hymenoptera; Braconidae
Exons: 5
Coding region: 1-1170 (389 amino acids)
Molecular function (GO): protein binding
Source: RefSeq, a predicted model, not a curated record
AUGGAGAUUGGAGGAUGGGUUGCUCCGGUGUGUAAAGAGGACAGAAUAGUCGUUGUUGGGGCAUCAAGGGGUGAAUCGUUGAAUAUCAGCUGCAGAGUGGAGGCGGAUCCCCCGGUGAGAAACUUCCGGUGGAAGUUCAACAACAGCGGGGAGACUCUUGAGGUGUCACCAAGGAGAUUCACAAUACCAAGACCAGGUGACACCAAUGGUGUUAGCGUGCUUAAGUACACACCGGCCAGUGAGCUAGAUUAUGGAACGCUAUCCUGCUGGGCAGACAACGAGGUUGGAGAACAGCCGAAGCCCUGUCUAUUCCAGAUCGUAGCAGCUGGAAAACCUUUUCCAGUGCGCAAUUGCACUCUCGCAAAUCAAACAUACACAAGUGUCGAGGUGAAAUGCGUUCCUGGAUAUGACGGGGGAUUACCUCAGAGGUUUGUCCUCGAGGUUUAUCACGGGGAUUUUGAUUUUUUGGAGAGUCUCGAGCCAAAGUGGAAUGUUUCCAGUGAUGAGCCUUUCUUCGCACUUUCGGGAUUGGAAGCCUCAGUGGAUGCGGGUGUCCACGUCGCUGUUUAUGCAAUUAAUGCCAAGGGUAGGAGUCAACCUGUCGUCCUGAGUGAAGUCACUUUUCGAGACGCCGAAAAAAGAACUGGGCAAGACGCAGGCAUGGUUCUGUCUCCCCUGAUUGGAAUCAUCGUGGGAGCUCUCGUCACACUUGUCCUCAUAGUUUUUGUUGUCGUCAUGAGGGCACGAAGAGACCGGAUAUCCAAACCACGUCACGAAAAACCUGCUGAACUGAGAGAAAUACCGACGCAGCAGUAUCCCAACCAAAGCCCCCAGCAAACCGUUGAAACGGAUCCAGACGUUAUUCCGAACAAGUUUGAAGGUCAUCUAGUGGAGGUCAGUCCCCCCAGCUAUCCGGUGGGAUAUCCAAGUGGCCACUGGGUGACACCAGGUCCAACCCCAAGUAUUGACGAACUCUGUCACAAGUUCACAGGUCGUCCAACAGAGCUGCGACUCCCUUCAAGAAGUACAAUACCGACUCUCUCGAAUUCAUCAAUCACAGGGGUUGUGGUUGGUGCUGGUCAGGGUGUAUUCGUUGCCGGGGAAUGUUUGGACGGGGAAGCCAUCAAAAGGCGGUUAAUGGCCAACAGACUCCCCGAGAGCUGCGUCUAA